Molecule: messenger RNA, 1879 nt
Organism: Vespa velutina
Lineage: Eukaryota; Metazoa; Arthropoda; Insecta; Hymenoptera; Vespidae
Exons: 5
Coding region: 446-1729 (427 amino acids)
Source: RefSeq, a predicted model, not a curated record
AUACCCAGGAUAAAAAUUAGUUAUGCAACGGAACGAGCAAGUAUAACGUGGCCACAAUCUAGAUACGCUUGGAGCUUCCAUUAGCAUUCAGUACUUUAUGAAAGAAAAGAAAAUAUUAAAAAUAUUUAAUUAAUUCGUGAACCUACUGUUGAUCAUAUAAUAAUAUGAAAUGAAUGUUUUUUUUUCGUAAAUCUUAAACGCAAUUGAAAUGACUUUUUUAUAAAACAUCGUAUGGAGAUAACCUCCUUCAUUUUCAAAAGAUUAAGUAUCACCUCCAACGAUAAAUCAAUUUCUAAAUGUUUAUCUAGAAAGAGAAGCCUUAAAUUAUUACGAACAGUAAUAGUAAUCGUUUAGUUCUUUGACAUUAGGCUUCGUGUAAACACGGUUUAAGAAAUAAAGAAGACUUUGUGAGAGAAAAACUAGUGGACGAAAAAAAUUAAAAAAGAUGGAAAUCGAAGAGACAAGCGAGGAAAAAGAGUUGUUUGAAUUGUUGAUGAACAAGUUAUACCGUGACGUAGAUUUUCGUAAUAAAAUCGCCAAGCAAAGUUACGACGAAAUGCGAAAAGAACUCGAAGAUAUGUUAGGGGAACGUCUGCAUUUGAUCUCGGAUAUACAUUUGGAAAGUUUUUACUAUUCGAAUUUUCCUGGAUAUCAUGACAGACCGUCUUCCGAAAAACCUGACUGGCUAGAUUUAAAAAAGUUUCAAAGGGGCCAACAUUUCGCUCGCAAUAAUUUGGCCGGACUUUUCAUAGGACAGUUAUACGGUUUGUUCUGUCUGCUUUGCCAUGCUGAUGGUCUGCAAACGAUGAUAAUGACGCAGAAAUCUCACACGCCUUAUUUAGCGUUCAAAAGAUAUUUGUCGACCAGUCAACGUAUACGCAACUGGUACAUGGAAGAUCCUUGGUGCGAAGAUACGAAAGCGUACAAAGACAUUCAAACAGUCAAGAGAAUGCAUCUUGCUGUGAGCAAAAAAAUCAGUGAACUCGAUUGCAAGGAAAUGGAAUCUAUGAGUACUAUAAAAGAUCCUUACUGUCCGGCUUUUCGAUUUAUAACAGAUGAUUUUUCCAUGAUAUUGCCACCAGACUCGUUCUCGGCUCGUAUAUAUGCAGAACAUUCGAAACAUUUGUGUAGAAAUUUAAUGAGAAUUAAUCAAAUUGAGAUGAACUAUACUCUUUUCGGGUUUAUGGGCCUGCCCAUACUUUUCCCUCAUCGUUUUGGUAUUUAUCCGGUGAUAGACGAGGAUCUCGAAAAUUUUUGUUACGUUUGGAGAUGUAUCGGUUAUCUCUUGGGAGUGGACGACAAGAUAAAUAUUUGUCGGGGCAGUUUGAAAGACGUAAAGGAUCGUUGCCAAAGCUAUAUAGACGAAUUGGUGAAACCUGCGUUUCAAAGACUCGAGCCACAAUGGGAACAUAUGAUAAGAUGCAUAAUCGAAGGAAAUUCUUAUUUUAUGUCCAAUUAUAACUUUGAGACAGUAAUCUUGUGCGUUGCCGAUAUAAUUAAUAUCGAAAUGCCGUCUUUAUACUUUUCGUUGAGUUACUAUCAACGGAUCGUUUACUAUUUAAAUAAAUAUUUCCUACAAUACGGAUUGAAAUAUUCGUUUAUACGGCGUUUCGUUAAUAAAUUUUUUAAUUCGUUGCUUGACAAUGCUCUCAAUUUCGACGAUUCGAAAAUUGCCGAAUUGAAGAGAAAAUCGAUGGAUUCGCUAUUGCACGUUUCCGUUGGUAAAUGAUAAUGCAUUUGUGUACGGGACGACGCUAAUUUUCGCUAAAUGCGAUGCUAAAAAAAAAAGAAAAAAAAAUGAAAUAUUUAAAUCUUAUUAUCUUAUUAUUAUUAAGAAUUGUACUAUUAUUAAGAAAAUAAACGACUAUUAUUAAGAAAA